Erythranthe guttata (spotted monkey flower) is the source of this 2874-nucleotide messenger RNA. It is a transcript of the gene KT2/3, whose product is annotated as potassium transport 2/3. Gene Ontology annotation, cellular component: membrane. The record is from RefSeq and is a predicted model, not a curated record. Lineage: Eukaryota; Viridiplantae; Streptophyta; Magnoliopsida; Lamiales; Phrymaceae. Gene Ontology annotation, molecular function: protein binding; voltage-gated potassium channel activity. Gene Ontology annotation, biological process: transmembrane transport; potassium ion transport.
GAAUGAAUCAAGAUCAGGUGCUCCCACAAAUUGGUCCACUACCCAUAUAGUACUACUUGAAAAGACCAUUCCCACAAUUAUUAUUAUUGUUGGUUUAAUUUAAUUUAUUUCUCUCUCCCUUCCACACCACAUAAACAAGCUAGCUAGUACUACUUAUUCAUCAUCUCUUCUUAUACUUCAUUUUCAUCAUCACUACUUAUUAACUUCAUACACUAUAAUCAUUCUUAGAGAGAGAGAGAGAGAGAGAGAGAGAGAGAGUAAUGAAAUCGGGUGAGGUAGAAGAGGAAAAAGCAGCGGCGAUCAACGAGGAUAGUACCGGUAGUGGUGGCGGUGGUUCAUCCGAGGAUCUGAGUUUAAAGAAUCUAUCAAAGAUUAUAAUACCACCAUUGGGUGUAGCUUCAGUUUAUUACACUUCUCACAACCAUUCUAAUGGCAAAAUCCUCUCUCCCAUGGAUUCCCGAUACCGGUGUUGGGAGACAUUGAUGGUAAUAUUGGUGGCGUACUCGGCAUGGGUGUGCCCUUAUGAAAUCGCGUUUCUAAAAUCAAAUCCAAACACGCCUUUAUUCAUAGCGGACAACAUCGUAGACUUCUUUUUUGCGGUCGAUAUUGUCUUGACGUUUUUCGUUGCCUACAUCGAUUCCACUACUCAAUUAUUAAUUCACGACUCCAGAAAAAUCGCUAAAAGGUAUUUGUCAACAUGGUUCAUAAUGGAUGUGGCGUCGACAAUACCAUUCGAGACCAUAGCUUUCUUCAUUUCAAGCGAACGUCACUCGCCGCUCACUUAUUCCCUCCUCGGCCUCCUCCGAUUUUGGCGGCUCCGCCGUGUCAAGAGUUUCUUUACCAGGAUUGAAAAAGAUAUCAGAUUUAGCUAUUUCUGGGUCAGAUGUGCCAGACUCUUGUUUGUAACACUAUUACAAGUGCAUUGUGCUGCAUGCCUAGCAUACUUGCUUGCCGACAUAUAUCCGAACGGAGGGAACACAUGGAUCGGGUCGGCCAUACCGAAUUUCAGAGAAACGAGCCUCUUAAUAAGAUACAUUUCGGCUAUGUAUUGGUCAAUCACAACCAUGACCACCGUCGGGUAUGGCGACAUACACGCGGUCAACGCCUUGGAGAUGGUCUUCAUUAUCUUCUACAUGCUCUUCAAUCUCGGGUUGACCGCUUACAUCAUCGGUAAUAUGACUAACUUGGUCGUUGAAGGCACCCGACGGACCAUGGAAUUCAGAAACAGCAUCGAAGCUGCAUCGGAUUUCGUAUCACGAAACCAUUUGCCUACACGACUAAAAGAGCAAAUAGUAGCUUACAUGUGCCUUCGAUUCAAAGCAGAGAGCUUAAACCACCAGCAACUCAUCGAGCAGCUCCCGAAAACCAUAUGCAAAAGCAUUCAACAACACCUUUUCUUGCCAACAGUCAAGAAAGUCUAUCUCUUCAAAGGCAUCUCAACCGAAAUUCUCCUGCUCCUCAUUGCGGAUAUGAAAGCGGAGUAUAUUCCGCCGAGAGAGGACGUGAUAAUACAGAACGAGGCGCCCGAGUACGUGUAUAUUAUAGUGUCGGGAGAAGUUGAAAUGAUCGAUAGCGAGACUAACGAGGGAGAAAAAGCAGUGUGGUGUUUUAGGUGCGGCGAUAUGUUUGGAGAAGUUGGAGCUUUUUGUUCAAUGCCUCAAAGCUAUACGUAUCGAACGAAAACGCUUACGCAGCUUCUCAGCUUGAAGACGACUUCUUUGAUACACGCAAUGAAGACGAGACAAGAAGAUAAUGUCACCAUGCUCAAGAAUUUCCUUCAGCAUCACAAAAAGCUUAAGGAUUUACGUUUAGGGGACUUAUUUCUCGAAGGUGACGAAGAAGAUUCUAACAUGUCGAUAAACUUGCUGUCGGUUGCGGGUACCGGAAAUGCGGCGUUUCUCAACGAGCUUCUUGAGGCAGGGCUGGACCCUGAUGUUGGAGACUCUAAAGGAAAAACCCCUUUGCAUAUAGCAGCAUCGGAAGGGAACGAAGACUGCGUCUUAGUCCUUCUGAAGCAUGCUUGUAGCUUACACCUCAAAGAUUUAAACGGGAACACGGCAUUAUGGGAAGCAAUUGCGUCGAAGCACCACUCGAUAUUCAAGAUUCUAUACCAUUGGGCUUCGGUUUCCGAUCCCUACGUCGCAGGCGAUCUCCUCUGCCUAGCCGCCCGGAGAAACGACCUCGUAGUAAUGCAUGAGCUUCUGAGAAACGGGCUUUACGUGGAUUCGCAUGACCGCCACGGAACGACAGCUGUACAAGCUGCGACGAACGAGAACCACAUGGAGAUGGUGAGGUACUUGCUCAUGAACGGAUCGGAGGUCAACGAGUCGGUCAAGAACAAGAUUCCUUCGGAGAAUUUGAACGAGAUGCUAAAAGAAAGAGAGGUCGGACAUCGUAUAGCCGUGUCCGAGAUGGAAAACGAUGAUGUUUUGAGACGAGUGAACGAAAACGACCGAAAGGGUGGUUUAGGAAUCGGUAAUAGUAAAGGGAAUGUGGUUUUUUCGAGGGUGAGUGUGUACAAAGGUUGUAGUAACGACCGGAGGGAAGGUCGUUGUGCUGAGCCAGGGAAGUUGAUUCGGCUGCCGAAUUCGAUUGCCGAGCUCAAGAAAAUUGCGGGUGAGAAGUUUGGAUUUGAUGCUGAAAAUGCAGUGGUGACUAAUGAAGAAGGUGCUGAAAUUGAUUGCAUUGAGGUGAUUAGGGAUAAUGAUAAGCUGUUUAUAGUUGAGAAUCUUGAUUAGUUAUGUAAUUAGGUCUGAUAAUUAAUUGCAUUAGGUGUGUAGAAAAAAACUGGAAAUGAUUAAUUGGAGAGUUUAUAAUAAUAAGGGGGACUUGAUUGCAAAUUUCCAAUCUCUCCAUAAAUUCAAAUAUUGCAAA